This is a messenger RNA of Harpia harpyja (harpy eagle), 5733 nucleotides long. It is a transcript of the gene IQCE, whose product is annotated as IQ motif containing E. Gene Ontology annotation, molecular function: protein binding. Bases 134 to 2227 code for a protein of 697 amino acids. Lineage: Eukaryota; Metazoa; Chordata; Aves; Accipitriformes; Accipitridae. The record is from RefSeq and is a predicted model, not a curated record. The transcript has 22 exons.
UGCCGUGAGGGGGGGAGGCUGGUGCUCAGGCCAGGCCGCGGCGGCCUCCCCCUGCCCCGAGCCGGGCGCCGUGGCCCGGGGAGGUCCCCGCCGCCCUGCCACCCCCUUAAGGCCUCCCCGCCACCCUCCCGCCAUGGCCCGGGGGGCCGGCGAGGCGGCCGCGGAGGGGGAGCUGGGAGAUGACAACCUGUCUGUAAUAACCUGUGAAUCAGAUACAGAAAUGAAGUUAAAGAAGAAAAUUUUUCACAAGCCUCCAAAGUCACCGAAGUCUCCAUACAGUUCUAGCACACAACUGUAUCCUAAAAAACCUGCAGUUUGGCGAUCUCUGCAGGGAACAAGCAGUGCACAUCUUGAGAGUGCAGCUGUAAAAAACCCAAGGCAGAUGUGGCUGGGAUCACUGAAACAAGGAGUGAGCCAUCCUCUGAAAUCAGAUGCUGGCAUGGGGCAUAUGCGAACUAACAUUUCUAGUAGCACUCCAGAAUAUUUGAAGGAAGCUCUAGGAAUGAAGAAGCCAAAACACUCUCGUUCUUCUAGUAAUGGCUACAUUCCUGGAACUCCUGACUACAAAGAAAAAGAAGAUAUGUAUGAUGAAAUUAUAGAACUGAAAAAGACAAUACAAGCUCAGAAAAAUGAGGGAGAUCGAAUGAAAACUAAGCUCCGUCGACUAGAAGAAGAGAACAAUAGAAAGGAUAAACAGAUUGAACAACUGUUGGAUCCUUCCAGGGGCUCUGAGCUGGCACGAGCUUUGUCAGAAAAGACGACUGAUAAUGGAUGGGUGGUUAGUGGAUUAAAGCAGAAGAUUCUCAAGCUAGAACAACAGUGCAAGGAGAAAGACAUCACUAUUAACAAAUUCCAGGCAGACAUGAAGACCACUAAUUUGGAAGAAAUGAGGAUAGCUAUGGAAACCUACUAUGAAGAGGUUCAUCGUCUCCAGCUCCUCCUGGCAAAAUCUGAGACUAUGAGGAAAAAUACAGAGGGCAGAGAUACCCAAAAACGACUAAAGGCACUGAAUGCUGCUGUCCUGAGAUUAUCCAGGAACAUCAAGGAGUUGCAGAAUGAGAAUCGGAGGCUGAAGGAAGAUCUAGAUCAUGUACUGAGCAGUUCUCCUCCUUCCAAUAAAACAAAAAAUUUGUUAUUGUAUUUAGAUUAUAGUGAGUGGAGCAGACAGAGGCUGGUGAGGCGGAUUUCGGAACUAGAAAAAAAAGUAUGUGCCAUGGAGAACACCAGGGUGUCAUCAGCAGAUAGUGAGUCAUCACAGUUACUUGCUGUGUCAUCUUCGCCUUCUGUAGACCUGGAUCAUCCAGCCUUUCAACAGGUAGACCGUGUUGAGGAAUGUCGUCGCCUCCAAGGGCUAGUGAAGAAACUGAAGAGUGAUAGGAAGGCACUUCAAAAUCUCCUACUCAAUAAAGAAUCAGAUAUCAAGCAGUUACUGCAGGCUAAGGCUGAAGUGGAGCUGGAGCUGCAGAAGUGGCAGAAUAAGAUGGAAGAAAAAAGUACAGAAGAGCAGACUUUAAGUGAGGAAAUCCAGAACCUGACACAGAAAGUAGGGAAACUGGAGUCAAAAUUGGAGCAACAGAAGAGUCAAAUAGCAGAAGAUACAAUGGAAAAGCUUAAUAAGUCUUCACCAGUCUGCAUGGUUAAAGGCAAAGAUGAUCACAGGAAGGAACAAGCAGCCAAAAUCAUCCAGAGACAGUGGAAGAUGUACCGAAAUAAGAAAGAAGAAAUUGCUCUGGAUGAGGCAGUUGUUAUGCUUCAGGCAGCUUUCAGAGGACAUUUAGCUCGACAGAAACUGUUACUGAAUAACAGGACGCAUGAUGCAAAAUCUCACAAGAACUCCUGCAUGUCUUCCACGUCAACCUCCUUGAGCUUGUCUUCUGAUUGCAAGGAGAAAGAUGAGAUUGUGACAUUUAUCCAGUCCAUUUUCAGGGCUCACUUAGCACGUACAGUACUGCUUGAGGAGAGUAUGUCUUUUUGCAGGCCCUCUGUGUCCAGUGCACCAAGUGAGAAAGCAGAUUCUGCAGUUUACAUUACAGAGAAGAAACCGGUCUCAGCAGCGCUCCAGAGACCUCCUUCAAGCUUCAUGUCGCCUCUUCCUGCCAGGUCCUCUGAGAAGCAAUCACAGCCUAUUCUCCCUCUGUCUGUGGAUGAAGCUCACUCAGACGAUUCAGAUGAUAUUGUCAUUGUCUCUCCGUUGUUGCAGAUGAAGAAAAACUACACCCACUUCUAAGUUUUGGUAACAGGCUCUGGUGAUCUUGAAUUAUUCGAUUCACAAAACUGUUUCUACCAAGAUAAAGCAUAUCAAAGAUGAAAAACGGGAGAUAUCAGACCCUUUUUAAUGACAAUUGUCAUUAUUUCAGCCAUAAACGAUUAAUUGUUUGAUAUGCCAUCUCUGCAGACUUUAUGGCUAAAAGCCACUGACUGACUGUUAACCUUAUCCUCCUGGUACGGAUAGAGUUUGGAUUUAAAAACUAAACCAAAACACUUUAAUAUUUUGUCUCACAAUGAGGAUUAUAAAUUCAACUGCCAAAUUUAAAUGAAAGCAAUAAAGCCUUAAGCUAUUUCAUGUCAAACAGUUUUGUUUCAGUUUGACUAAAAUAAUUUGUUUAAUUGGAAAGUGGUUAAUGACAUGGCUCCAAUUUUCAGCCCAUGUACGUGAAGGGGAACAGCUUGUAUUUGUUACUAGGUCCUCUCUUUAAAAAUUUUACUGUGUCAUAUUUUAAUAUCUUUUUUGUUUAUUUUUAUACUGAACAUUUACAGUCUGUGCAGACCUUGUAAAGGCUUUUAGAAAGCCAUUUCUUUGUCAUAGGGCUAUUCUAGGCCUACUGUAUCAGCAGGGUUUUCUUAUUUAUUGCUUUUUCCAAGCGUGCUUGCUAUGAUAUGUAUAGUACUAUUUUGUAUUUGAAAUGUCCGAACACGUAAUCAAUUUUUUGUAUUUGUCAGAGACGGUGCAUAAUAGCAGGAGUGUUCUGUGAAGGCUAUGCUUGUGACUGCUUUUUUUUUUGCUUACAUGUCACAAAUAUGAGUGGAUUAUGCAGGAUCAUCUCUAAUAUGUGAAAACAUUUGGAAUAGGAGAUAUGUCGCUGUAUGUCCUGUUUUAGUUUACGUCACUUGACUGUCUGAAACUUUCACCUAAAUAAGAGUGCUCAUACACUGAGCGCUAAGGGGUUUUCAAGUCUAAUGUUGCUUUUCUGUUGUUGAUCUCUCUUCUCAGUACUACUUUGCAUGUGCACCCAUUAUUUAUACAUAUAUACUGUAGGUGUGCACUAAGUCCAGUCACAGGCUGGGACAGCGGUCACAAUAUACACCCAUCUUCUGUCAUCAGGUGCAGCUACAAGGUUGACUGCUGGAAAGCAUGGGCACUCCCAGCUCUGUUCUGAGGGAUAUGGAUUGGGAUGAUCAUAAUAUACAAAGCCGAACCCAUGCAGUUUGGUUUAGGAACAGAAGUGAUAGGUUGGAUUAUAAGAGAAAUUAAGACUACAUCCAGAAAUAACACUAUUUGAUAAUAUUGUUGUCCAUGGAAGGACCAAAGACAUAAUGGGUUCUAGAGAAUACGGUCCGAGGGGUCUUUCCAGAUCUUUUAAUGCAGACUGUACACCUUCUUGACUGGAAGGAGGGCCUUAUAGUUCCUACUAUCAUGCCAACAUCCUUCAUAGGCAUUACAAUGUGUGGGGGUUUUUUUAAGGUGAACUAGAUAACUUAUAUGGUAUUUACUGGAAGGAGAAUUUAAUUUUACAAGCACACAGUGAAGUUUUUGUGGAGACCCUAAUGGUUCCUUUGUCAUCAAGGAGUAAUAAAGACUCCUGUAAACAGAAAGAACACUUUUAAAUAUAAGAUUUUUAUCACCUUUUCCCUCUUCUUUUUUAAAUUAAAAAUCAGUCGCCACUGUUUCACAGAAUACUAAUAAGUCAGAGCUGUCUCCGUUCUUUGAUUUCAGUGAAGCAUUAUCUGAGGCUUAUCAUAGUUCAUGCCAGUACUUGCAGCCAAAGAGGAAACUGGAUGGCUGCAGCACAAUGCAGCUGAUUUCAUUUAAUCCCAUCAGUGGAAAUGCUGCCUGUGCUAUUUCCAAAGGCAGUUUUGGGAGCUCUCCAUACCCAAAGCUGUCUGAAGAAUGUCAUUUACACUCCCAUUGGGUAAAUUUUUCCUGCUGGUACUUUGGUCACAUGACUGUCAUCUGCAGAAAGGAUAAAAAAAUACAUAAAAUAAAAGAAUAAAAGGGACAGAAUCCUCUUGGCAGAAGGUGAGACCUGUUUCCCUCUUUUGCUGGAAGUCACGUUAUGAAAGAGAGUCAUUUUGCUAAAUAAAAGCAGAGCUCUCCUGAGUUGCUUAUGUAUAAUAUUGCAAGUCUGUAACUGACUGUCAUGGAUACCUCCAGAGAGAGUAACUAGAGCUGAGGACUCUGACAUAUUAAGGGGAGAGUAUGUAAUGUGUCAGGAGCAAGAGUGAUAUAAAAUACCUACCUAGCUGUUCCUAUAGGGAAAUACUUGGACAGCAAAUAUAAUGAAGAUGACAUUCUUUUACUUCACUGUGCUGUAAUAACCAAUAUGAAAGUAUUAGGAAGUAGAUACAGAGCAGAAAGACUUGUGUUUUCACUGAGCGUAUGACUAGCAGUAGUGCUGUCAAUACACAAGUUCUGGGAUAAAGGGGAGAUAGUGUCUUGGUAUGACCCAAAGGCACAGACAAAAGUCAGGGUGAAAAGGAGCAGUUUUCUCCAUCUUCUCCAUUUUCUACUCAAUCCCAGUUUUCUGGGAUGAAUGAAGAUCUGUCUAGAGCUUCCUAAAUUUGAGUCUGCUAUCUCCUAGCUAUCAAAAAAUCUGAUACUUAACUUGAGCCGGGCUUCAAACUGCUAUCUCAGUUUGGAAGAUAACUGUAUGCUCACUGCACAUCAAAAGUUUGGUGUGGUACAGUAGAAGGAGAAACUUCCACAGUAUUAGUAGCCUUUAAUGUUGUUUCGUUAUAUACUGCAAUGGAAUGUGUUGAAGGGAGUAGUAAUUGACACUAGGUUUCAUUCUGUGGUUAUCUGUCUGAAUGCCAGCACCUGUAAAUCUGGGAAGAAGUGAGGAACAAUGAAGGACGAAAAAGUUAAUUUUGGAAUAAAUGGUGUUUUUCCUUAACAGGGAGCUGAGGACAGUAAAAAUCGGUGUGGCUCAAACCUGUCAAGACAGGCCCAAUACAAACCUACUCAAUUUCUGAAAAAUGCAUCUUCUGUAAAAAGUACUGGUGACCUUGUGGGGGCAUCAAGGUCUUGAAUUAAAAUUAAACUGCACUGCAACCUAUGUAAUCUAACAGCACACUUUCCAUUCUACUGAUAGGGGAUAAUGUUACCUACUUAAAACCUUUUGCAAUUUACAGUAGCGUUUAGUUAGAGAUCGUGUGUGAGUAUAGACUUCUGACUUUGAUGGGAUGUUACCGCUCUUGAUCUCUUUUUACCCUUAAGUGCCUACGCCUGUAAAUCUUUACUGAGGCAUCAAGACCUGAAAACUGUACUGUUUUCUGCAUAGCUAUAAAAAUAAUCCCUGCACAGGCAACUUUUAAUAUAGUCAAAAUGGAAAAGGAUUAAUCUUGGCAUAUGAGAGCACCAUUAAUUUUUAUGAUCUUUUAAAUAUUUAGAACUGUGCAAGUCUUUUAUGUAAUUUAUUUGGGGAUCUUUUAAAAACUAAAACAAUUGCAAUGUAUUUUCUCCUAAUUGUUGACCUUUCAAAUAAAGUUAAAGUUUGUAAAUUAAUUGUUCAUGCA